Molecule: messenger RNA, 1087 nt
Organism: Heterocephalus glaber (naked mole-rat)
Lineage: Eukaryota; Metazoa; Chordata; Mammalia; Rodentia; Bathyergidae
Source: RefSeq, a predicted model, not a curated record
CCCUUGAUGAAGCCUCUGGAGUGGGCACCAGGUCAGGGCUGCCUGCAUUGGUCCAGUCAUCUGGGGCCUCCCCCAGGGUGAUCCUGCCCCCAGGUGACCGUGGGCUAUCAUCUGGGGACAUCUGUGGCUGUCACAACUCAGGGAGCUCCUGGAUGGAGUGGCGGAGACUGGAGAUGCUGCUCAGCACCCUGCAGUGCCCAGAAUGCCCCACAGAGCCCCUGGUGCCCUGCAGCGUGGCCAGGCAGGAUUCAGGUGAACAGCUUCCAGGCACCCGAGAGCCAGUCCCUGCUGACACUGCCCUCCCGACCUGUCUCCUGCUAUCUCCGGCUUCAAGGACAGUCACAGCUGGCAGCUGGCCAGACCUGCUCUGCUUCCCUCCUGGCGGCUCAGGGCACCCGGGUGCACGGUCCCAGCUGGCCUCCCGUUACAAGCACAGCUGUGAAUCAGCCGAGACGUUCAUUAGUCAGGGCGAGAGGACAGAGCAUCACAUUCCAGGAGGUGCUGAGCUCAGACCUUGCCAGCAGCUGACUCAGCUGUCGUCUGUCAUCUCCUCAGGCACCUUGACUGUGCUGCUGAAGUUCUGGUCACUGUCCUUGCUGUGUCACCAGUCAGCCCUUGACAUCAACCUAACCCUGGGAGUGACAGCCCACGGCACUCCCAGCUUCAGCCUGUGCACCCGGGCACCAUUUCCAGUGUGCAAGAAAAAAGGAAGGAGGAGAAUUAGACUUUUCUAUGGAAGAAGGGAAUCUGAAGAGGAAAAUAAGGUCUGCUGUUGGCUUUCCUGAUGGGCCUGAACUAACCAGGUGAAUGAGCCCUCCUGAAGUGAGAGACCGGGAGUGUGCGAAGACCAAUGUAAAGACCCAGCCAAGGCAGAUUUCCAACCCACAGAACUGUGAGCUGAUAAAUGAGUGUUUUAUAAGCUGCUCAGUUUGUAGUGCCUUGUUACACAGCAACAACUAGCUGAUAGGCAUAGGAUAGGAGGAGAAGGAGGAAGAGAGCCAUGCGUUUAUUAUACACAACUUUCCAUACAGCCACCUCUGAGAGGCAGGGACUGAGGCUAAGGCAGGAGGAUCCCAAGUUGAAGCCC